Bactrocera oleae (olive fruit fly) is the source of this 1616-nucleotide messenger RNA. It is a transcript of the gene Or82a, whose product is annotated as Odorant receptor 82a. Gene Ontology annotation, cellular component: plasma membrane. Lineage: Eukaryota; Metazoa; Arthropoda; Insecta; Diptera; Tephritidae. Gene Ontology annotation, biological process: detection of chemical stimulus involved in sensory perception of smell; sensory perception of smell. Gene Ontology annotation, molecular function: olfactory receptor activity; odorant binding. The record is from RefSeq and is a predicted model, not a curated record.
CUGCGACGAUGUAAUAAAACUCUCGACGCAGCAGAAUAGACAAUCAGAAAGCCAAAAGUGAAAUAUCACCACACAAAGAGCUCUAACUGGAACGCGUAAGCACUCGAGAGCCGGUUGACAGUCACCUUGGUUGAAGUUGAAGUAGUCGUAGUCGUAGGUGAUUCCCAUAUUACCACAACCGGCCCAUAAGUAGACGUGGACUCAACGCAAACAAUGCCUGAGGAUUUAUUUAGGAUACAACGCAAUUGUCUGCGUGUAAUGGGCCACCAAGACAUCUUCGAUAACAAUGAAGCGCCGAGCGAUCAGCAAAAAUCGAAGUCGAAGCAACAGCGGUGGUGCCUUCACCAUUGCCAAACGUUGAAGUAUGUGCUGUUGUUGUUGUUUAUGGUGUCGGCACAAUUGCCAAUGAUGGAUUACAUUAUUUAUCAUAUCGACGAUUUGGCAUUGGCGACGGCUUGCCUAAGUAUUGUCUUCACCAAUGUGCUGACGGUCAUUAAGACCUCAACAUUUCUGACUUACAAGCGCGAGUUCAAAAGCCUAAUGGCCGAGUUCGAAAGUAUGUACGAUGAAUUACACGAAGCGGGUGCCAAACGGUGUCUGGUGACGGUCAAUGUAGGUGCAAAGAGAUUUGUCAAACUGUACUUUUACAGCGUCUCAUGCACGGGCUUGUAUUUCACAAUAAAACCGUUGGUUAGCAUGACUUGGGCAAAAUUUCAAGCUAAGCCGAUAAUAUUGGAGUUACCAAUGCCAAUGAGGUUUCCCUUCGAUUUCGAGUCUACGCCGGGCUAUCAAAUCGCCUAUAUAUACACUAUAUUCAUCACCAUAGUGGUAGUGAUGCAUGCAACAUCUGUGGAUGGUCUCUUCGUUUCGUUCACCACAAAUCUGCGUGGUCAUUUCCAAGCUUUGCAGUAUUUCAUCGAGACAAAUACAUUCGACAAAUCCGAAGCGCUCCUACAGCGGGAACUUCGCAUCUACGUGCAGUAUCACGUGCAACUGCUGGAGCUCUCGAAAAGCGUGCAGCGUAUAUUCAAGCCAAUAAUUUUCGGACAAUUUCUGAUGACAUCGCUGCAAGUGUGUGUCAUUAUUUAUCAACUGGUGAUGAAUAUGGGCGUUAUCAUGGAAAUGGUUAUCUAUUGUACGUUUCUCAGCUCAAUUCUGCUGCAAUUGCUGAUUUACUGUUACGGCGCCGAGUUUCUCAAAAUUGAGAGCUCUGCCGUGAGUACGGCCAUUCAGAUGUCGCGAUGGUAUAAUUUACCGCCUCGUCAUCGUCAUGUCUUUCGACUGAUGAUGCUACGUUCACAGCGUGAGAUCAUUAUUAGUGCCGGGUUCUACGAGGCUUCGCUGGCCAACUUCAUGAGCAUUUUGAAGGCCGCCAUGUCGUACAUCACUUUCAUACAAUCCAUUGAGUAGUGUGAGAUCAAAAGCAGUGAAAGAGUGAUUGCAAAAGCAGCUGCACGUGAGGUCACCAAAAUCUAAGCCUGCAAUUAACUUAAGUUUAUUUAUAAUUUGGCAGAUAUUAUGAGAUUGAGGCAACUUAAUCCCUUUGAAGCAGUUUGCAUGGAUUUAAACCUUCGGAAAAGUGGUUAUAAAAGUAUGAUCCUUUUAACAACAUGAAA